AUGAGAAAAUUCCUCGAGCUGACUCAACCUUUUGGGCUUUCUCAAGAGGUCAUGGCUCCAGGUUAUGGACUUGCUGAGAACUGCGUGUAUGUGUGCAGUGCAUAUGGAGAAAGCCGAGAAAUUUUGGUUGAUUGGGAAGAAAGGGUGUGUUGUGGCUACAUCAGCCAAGAUGAUGAUGGCGACGAGGAUGAUAUUCGUGUCAAGAUUGUGGAUCCAGAAACGUGCAACGAGCAUGAAAAUUGUGAAAAAGAAGGAGAGAUAUGGAUUAGUAGUCCGAGUGCUGGAGCUGGCUACUGGAACAAGGAGGAGCUAAGCCAGAAGACAUUCAGAAACGAAUUUAACAACGAGCCUGGCAGGAAAUACACACGGACUGGAGACUUGGGGCGGAUCAUUGAUGGAAAAUUGUUCGUUACUGGUCGGAUAAAAGACCUCAUCAUCAUUGCAGGGAGAAACGUAUAUUCUUCGGAUAUUGAGAAAACAGCUGAGAACUCAUGUGAAGUGAUACGCCCCGGAUGCUGUGCUGCAAUCGGUGUUCCAAAAGAGACACUUCUGUCAAAAGGCAUACUAGUUUCUGAAACUUCUGACCAAGUUGGUUUGAUCAUAAUUGCAGAGGCUCGGGAUGUUAAGUCCGUUUCAAGCGAAGCUGUUAGACAGAUUCAGGCUAGUGUUGCAGAGGAGCAUGGAGUUAUGGUUGCUUCAGUUCUCCUAAUAAAGCCGAGGACCAUUAGCAAGACAACAUCGGGAAAAAUCAAGAGGUUUGAAUGUCUUAAGAGGUUCACUGAUGGGACUCUAGAUAUCAUUUAUCAUGAGAAGGGGACAAUCCAAUCUGAUGAAAGAGUCUCAGAAUCUCAAGCUGUGAAAACUCGGCCUUCGAGCAUAUCUAAGAUGGACAUAGUAAGCUUCUUGAUAGAGCUGCUCUCUGAAAUGACUGGAGUUUCCAGUGCCAAGAUCUCCACCAAAGAGAGCCUCAUAUCCUAUGGAGUUGAUUCUAUAGGUGUCGUUCGAGCUGCUCAGAAACUCUCGGAUUAUCUUGGAGUGCCUGUUGGUGCAAUUGAUAUUUUUACAGCAACAUGUGUGGAAGACUUGGCAUGUUUUGCUGAAAAUCUGUUGAAGAAGCAUCGCCCUCAGACAGUCAUCGGGCUACCAAAUUCUACGAAGAAAACAUCCAAGGAAGAAGCAUCAGUAUCUUUUAAGGCUUCUUCAUCUCAGAAGCUAAGUAUUUGGUUUAUGCAGCUAAUAGCUCUCAUUUACGUUUGCUUCUUGUUGAUGCUUCCUUCAUGUUUCUCGAUCUCCAUAUACGCGUAUGCCUUAUCCAUUGUGGAGAGAGCUACAAUCUUCGGUUACUUAGCCUCCUUUGUGUUUGCCCCUCUCUGUUGGAUGCUGUGCAUGUUCUCGACUUGCAUUUGCAUAUCCUUCUUCGGCACUCCAUAUCUGCAACCAAAUUAUGCUCUCGAUUCUGAGAUGUCGAUCUGGUCCGUCCAAUUUGUCAAAUGGUGGGCGCUUUACAAGGCACAGGAGGUAUCUUCGAAAGUUUUGGCAGUUCAUUUGAGAGGCACCGUGUUCAUCAACUACUGGUUUCGGAUGCUAGGAGCAAAGGUUGCAUCCUCAGCAUUGAUUGAUACAACCGAUAUCACUGAUCCCUACCUUGUUUCGAUCGGGGAAGAAGCUGUUCUUGCAGAAGGAGCAUUGCUCCAAAGUCAUCAAGUCAAAAAUGGGAUUUUGAGUCUCUCCCCUAUCAAAAUCGGGUCUAGAGCUUCAGUCGGACCGUAUGCUCUGCUUCAGAGAGGCACCGUGCUCGGAGAUGGAGAAGAAAUCCUUGCUUUGGUUUCAAGCGAAGGAAACAGUGAAGUUGCAUCUUCCCAUGACACUGCUCUCCCAAAGGAUGAAACAGUGAAGCAAAUGAUCACCAGCAAACCUAUAAUUCACUUGGCAGGGAUCUAUGCAGUUGGUUGUAUCGGCAGCUUAUCCGCAGCCGCAUCAUAUCUGAUCUAUCUCUGGAUAUCACAAAAGCCUCCCACCAUUCAACACUUUGCUUUGAUUUGCUUAUGUGGAGCUUUUCACUGGCUUCCCUACACCAUUGUUGCAUACACAGUGAUGGCUAGUAUCCCCCCUCCACACCCUCUCGUCUUCGCCAUCUACAUCGCCUUGGGCUACACUUCCUACGGCCUUAUCCUCAGCUGCUUUACUUGCCUACUGAAAUCCUACUUGAGAAGAUGUAUGAAUAGUUCAAGAUCAUUUCUUGUUACUUGGUUUCUGCACAGGAUUGCGACGACAUGCCACGUGAGAUUCGCAAAGUUCCUAUCCGGUACCGAGGCUUUCUGCACAUACCUGCGGUGUAUGGGAGCCAAAGUUGGGAAGCAUUGCUCCAUCAGAGCCAUCAACCCCGUCUCGGAUCCAGACCUCAUUUCAUUAGGCGAUGGAGUCCACUUGGGAGAUUUCAGCCGUGUCGUGCCAGGCUAUUAUUCUUCAAGAGGGUACAUCUCAGGCGGGAUCGAGAUACAAGAUAACUCGGUUGUAGGCAGCCAAGGCCUAGUCCUUCCUGGCUCUGUCCUUGAGAGAGAUGUCAUUCUUGGGGCACUUUCAGUUGCUCCUCCUAGCAGACUCCUUCAAGCAGGCGGCGUCUUUGUCGGCUCUCCAUCUCCCGUCAUGGUCAAGAACACGCUGCAUGGAUUCGACGACAGGAUAGAGGAGAUGGACAUAAAAUACAAGAAGGUCUUAGGAAGCCUUGCUGCUAAUCUUGCUAGCUCGACGCUCAAGUUGAACUCGCGCUACUUCCAUCGCAUUGGCGCAGCCGGGAAAGGAUCACUGAGGAUGUAUGAUCAUGUUUUAGGCUUACCAGAUCAUGAAAUCUUCUCCCCUAGGAAGGAGUAUCGUGUCGUUCUUCGCCAUAGCAACUGCUUAAGCUCGGACGAUGAUGCCCGCCUUGAUCCUCGCGGAGCAGCGCUGAGGAUCAUUUCAAACAACGGAGAUGCUGAACCAUCUCCGUUGCUUGAUCUUACACUCAAGACUGGCAAUGCCUUUCACGCAAGAAGCAUAGGCGAAUUCGCAACGUGGCUUGUCUGUGGAGCUGCAGCAAAGGAAGAGUAUGUGAAGCACUCUCCACACAUUAGGGAUGCUAUGUGGGACUCAUUGAGGAGAGCAGAUUCUUACACUGAGCUUCAUUACUACUCAAAUAUUUGCAGGCUGUUUAGAUUCAAAGAUGGUAAGGAAAUGUAUGUCAAAUUCAAGUUGAGGCCUUAUGACAGAGAAAUUGGUGUGGAGAAUGGGAAAGUCGAGCCAAUCGGCGUACUUCCACCAGAGACGGGAGCCAUUCCUAGAGACGAGGGAGACAAGCGCCCUCGCCUCUUCCUCGCUGACGACUUCCAACAGCGAGUUCACUCUCCGGAUAAGGUCAGGUACGUCCUGCAGCUCCAAAUCCGCCCCAUCCCGGAUGAUGAAAUGCCACGUGAGGCUGCCCUCGACUGCACGAAGCCGUGGGACGAAACAGAGUUUCCACACUUUGAUGUAGGAGAGGUGACCAUUGAUCAAGUCCUUACAAAACAAGAAUCGGAUGAUCUAGAGUUCAACCCUUUCCUCAAAUGCCCCGAGGUCGAUGUCAUCCGUGCCAUGUCGUGCAACGAGAGCGCGUCGAUGGAUCACGGCCGGUCAGUAGUGUAUGCGAUAUGCCAGCAUCUGAGGAAGAAGAAACCGCUCCCGGAGGCUUGGAGGGCUUUCUUGAAUCAGUCAGACGUGAAGGUCGACCUCUCCGGGUGUCCGAUGGCGGCCGCCUCUGUUGUCAAGGAAAUAACUCUUGUAAGGCCUUGGUAUUUCACAUUUUGGCUGAUGUCUGCUCAGCCAUUCCUACAGGUUUUUCUGCCUUAUUUUGUGAUGGGAUUGGUGGCAUUUGCACCAUUGAACUUCAUCUUCUACUUGAACAAGAUGAAGGGAGUAGAGAUGAUGUAUUUGCUUCCAUUUUUUUGGGUUUGGUCAGGCAUUCUAGCAGGGCUAGUGUGUGGUGUGAGCAAAUGGAUUCUUGUAGGGAAGAAGAAACAGGGCAAAAUUGAACCAAUUUGGAGUUUUGGGAUAUUCAUGGACACUAUUUGGCAGGCUAUAAAGACAUUGGUUGGUGAGUAUUUGAUGGAAAUGACGAGCGGUUCGGUUAUCUUCAAUGUGUGGUUGAAGGCGAUGGGAUCGGAUGUUGCGUGGGGUGGUGGCGCGUACAUUGAUAGCAUGGGAGCUGCGUUGAAUCCGGAACUGGUGGAAAUACAAGAGAAUGGUGUGGUUGGGAGAGAAGCGUUGAUGUUUGGGCACAUCUAUGAGGGCGAUGAGGGUAAGGUCAAGUAUGGCAAGGUCAUUGUGAGGAGAGGCGGAUUGAUCGGGAGCAGAGCUGUGGCCAUGCCCGGAGCUACCGUGGGCAGUGGAGCCACCCUAGCUCCUCUGUCCCUUGCCAUGAAGGAAGAGUUUGUUACCUAAACUUUUCAUACAAAUUUAAGUUGUUAGUACUUGUUAGUUUCAUCUUUAUAUAGUGAAAAUCAAUGUUUGUAGAUGUUGUAAUGAUCUGUCAAGCAUAAUAAACUUUUAAAUUCAAUGUA
This is a messenger RNA of Salvia hispanica, 4571 nucleotides long. RefSeq lists its product as uncharacterized. The record is from RefSeq and is a predicted model, not a curated record. Gene Ontology annotation, molecular function: oxidoreductase activity; heme binding. Gene Ontology annotation, biological process: lipid biosynthetic process. Lineage: Eukaryota; Viridiplantae; Streptophyta; Magnoliopsida; Lamiales; Lamiaceae.